UUCUCGCUUGCUGCGAAUUUUUACUUCCGCAGUAAAAACAUUUUUUUGGGAGGGAUUUACCGUCCAGAUUUCUGUUCUCGACGGCUUCUCCGUUAGAUGAUUUGCCAAAAAGAGUUUUUAUUCAUUUAUUUCUGCAAUUAUUACCAGUACCACCUCGUCUUUCAACUUUUUUGGGAGGGAUUUUUAUCCGUUUCUCUUGGGAGAAAGGCCCUGUUUCUAGACACUUCUGUUUUGGGAGGACACAGACCACACCACCGGAAUAUCUUUAGAGGCUUCCAGAACUAGAGAUGGGCAGGAGGACACAACUCCCAUCCCAUAAUUAUUUUAGAGCCACCUACCAAACACAUGCCAGGAGGCCUGAGUGCCAAAUCCAGAAACAAUUGAUGGUGCUUUCCAUCCUAGGAAAGGGAUGCCUUGGAUUCAUCUAGGAUGCCGAUCGGCACAGGGCUAUCGGUGGAUGUUGCAAUGGAGCCCAAUGAGGAGGGGAUGGGUGAGCAUCCUGUCAAGCCUAGGAAGCCCUACACGAUCACGAAGCAGCGGGAGAAGUGGACGGAGGAAGAGCACGAGAAGUUCCUGGAGGCGCUGAAGCUGUAUGGCCGGUCCUGGCGUCAGAUACAAGAACACAUUGGCACAAAGACCGCUGUCCAAAUCCGAAGCCAUGCCCAGAAGUUUUUCUCCAAGGUGGUGCGUGAACCUGGUGCUAAAAUUGAGAUCGAGAUCCCUCCCCCCAGGCCAAAGAGGAAACCACUGCAUCCAUAUCCUCGCAAGCGCGCGAACUCCUGCAAUGGGGCAAACGCAGCAAAUGGUCAAUCCAAGCUUGCUCAUAUGUCAUCUUCUUCUGGUUCUGACCAAGAGAAUGGUUCUCCCGUGUCGGUGAUAUCUGCAAUGCAGUCGGAUGCUUUUGGAUCAUCGAUGUCAAACCCGUCAUCUCGCAGUGCCUCCCCAGAGUCGUCAGAUGAGGAGAAUAUUGUUCUUCCAAUGGUGAACGGAGGGGAAGGUCAACAAACAGGGAUAGAUCAAUCCCACAAGGAAGCUGAUCAGGAAAACAAAGAUACGGGUACCUCUGAAGAGGAUUCUUCUGAUGAGGUACAGGUAACAAGCGUGAAGCUGUUUGGGAAGACGGUCGUUAUCCCAGACCCGAGGAAAAGAUGCUCCCCGGAUACAGGCUCAGGGCAUGAAAACAGAGAGCAACCCUCAGAGUCCUCUAACAAAGGAACAUCACAAGCCCCACUGGCUGUAGAUAUUCCAACACAUACAAAGGGAGAGCAAAUCUCACAAUCCUCUAACAAGGCAACAUCACAAGCCCCAUUGGCUGUAGAGGUUCCGACGUAUACAAAUGGAGAGCAAAUCUCAGAAUUCUCUUACAAGGCAACAUCACAAGCCCCAUUGGCUGUAGAAAUUCAAGCAUACGCUGCGCCGCCAAGUGGGUGGGUUCUUCCAUACAAUUCAUUCCCGCUCCAUUUCGGGGAAUCAGCGGAAGCCAGAAUUGCCCGUUUGCACAUGUGGUGGCCAUACUAUGGGUUUCCUAUGGUCCAUCCAAGUGGACCGAGUGCAGUGGCACACAAUGGAAAAGCUACUGAUGAGAGCGAAGCUGCGAAGAGCCCUCCAGUUGAAUCAAGCUCGGACUUCGUUGACAAUACUCAGGCAACAGCCAGCAAGCAGUGGAAAGUGCUUGAGUCGCUUGGAACAGCGCAGGCCCCUCCGUCGGUUUCUAAUUUUCAGCUUAAACCAAGCACGAACUCGGCCUUCGUGAGAGUGAAGCCGAUCGUCAGCAGCGGAGAUGAGCCGGUGAGGGGGUUUGCGCCGUACAAAAGAUGUAGAGUCGAAUGACGAAAGCGGGGAUCUUCUUCCCCGUUUCUAAUUUAACUAUGAACCCUAGGAGGAGCCUGUUCCACAUAUUCCUUUGCUCCGGUAUAUUCUUAGGUUUUACUUGCACAUAGAGAUUGGCGGCGGUCUGGCCCGGGAAAUGCGCGUUGUUUCCUGCCUGCGCCCUGUGAAGAGCAGGGCACAGGUGGUUGCUGUAUGUGCUGUAGGAUAAAAGCAGGAGGUUUUGUAGGGAUGCCAAUUCUCUGUCUGUCUCAUGUUGUUGAUGUAAAAGCAAAGAAUUUUUGUGUCACUCUUGUUGAUUCCUAAUGGAAAUCGAUUUCUCUGAA
Messenger RNA from Triticum aestivum (bread wheat), 2153 nucleotides. Its product is annotated as protein REVEILLE 1. Gene Ontology annotation, molecular function: DNA binding. Bases 430 to 1830 code for a protein of 466 amino acids. The record is from RefSeq and is a predicted model, not a curated record. Lineage: Eukaryota; Viridiplantae; Streptophyta; Magnoliopsida; Poales; Poaceae. The transcript is spliced from 6 exons.